Molecule: messenger RNA, 2021 nt
Organism: Pistacia vera
Lineage: Eukaryota; Viridiplantae; Streptophyta; Magnoliopsida; Sapindales; Anacardiaceae
Product: F-box/kelch-repeat protein At1g22040-like
Exons: 2
Coding region: 370-1794 (474 amino acids)
Molecular function (GO): protein binding
Source: RefSeq, a predicted model, not a curated record
CCAUGAAGAGGACUGUAUCUGUAUCCACUAAAAUUCCAAGGUUUAUUUCAAUUUUAAUAAUUAUUACUAUUGAAUAUUUAUUUUUCACAACAAUAAUUUACAAAUAUUGUCCUACAAUGUAACUUGGAUUGGAUCCAAUAGCUUCCUUAAAAAAGCAUAAAAAAAGACUUGAAACAGAAUUGCGUAAAACCCCAAUUCAAUAUUUGAUCUUUGGUAUCUUCGUCGCUGGCGGUUUCAACAUUCACAAAAGAUUACGCUCCUCUGCGGAAAGAUUCCCUUCAACGAAACACAGUGUCAGUUCAGGUUUAUUCUUUUUAAAUUCUUACAAAGAUUAAUGUAAAAAGCUGAUUCUACCAGUCUUAGGAUUUGAUGGGUGCUGUAUUUAGCAGAAAUAGUUCCAGGACAGGGGCAAUUGAGGUUUCGCCAAAUGAAAGUUGCAAGAGGCAGAGACUAUCCUCAAGCUUUUGUGAGGAAACCAAAAGAUUGAUUCCGAGUCUUCCUGAUGAGAUAUCACUUCAGAUUCUAGCUAGACUUCCUAGAAUUUACUACUUGUAUGUAAAAUUAGUGUCGCGGACUUGGAAAGCUGCUGUUAUGAGUUGUGAACUGUUUACUUUGCGAAAGGAAUUAGGAACAACUGAAGAAUGGUUGUAUUUGUUAACAAAAGUUGAUGAUGACAAGCUUUCGUGGUUAGCUUUGGACCCCUUGUCGAGAAGAUGGCAAAGGUUGCCACCACUGCCCAGUGUUGCUUUUCAAGAUGAAUCGAGGAAGGUUUUAUCAGCACUUCAGACGUGGAAUGUGGUGGGCUCAAGUAUCAAAAUUGCAGAUGUAAUAAGGGGCUGGUUUGGGAGAAAGGAUGCACUGGAAAGAAUGCCUUUUUGUGGGUGUGCUGUUGGGGCCGUUGAUGGUUGCCUCUAUAUGUUAGGGGGAUUCUCGAGAGCUAUAGCCUUGAGACGUGUCUGGCGAUAUGAUCCUCCUACGAAUUCCUGGAGUGAAGUCAGUCCAAUGUCAGUUGGUAGAGCCUAUUGUAAGACAGGUGUUAUAAACAACAAACUUUAUGUUGUUGGAGGGGUUACACUGGGCCAUGCUGGACUGAACCCACUCCAGUCUGCUGAAGUUUUUGAUCCUCGUACAGGUUUAUGGUCCCAGAUACCAAGUAUGCCAUUUGCAAAAGCUCAGGAGCUACCUACAGCCUUUCUGGCUGAUUUAUUGAAGCCCAUUGCUACUGGAAUGGCAUCAUAUAAAGGAAAAUUAUUUGUGCCUGAGAGUUUAUAUUUCUGGCCCUUUUUUGUUGAUAUUGGAGGAGAGAUUUAUGAUCCAGAGGAGAAUUCAUGGGAUGAAAUGCCAGUUGGGAUGGGUGAGGGUUGGCCUAUCAGACAGGCUGGAACAAAAUUGAGUGUCACAGUUGAGGGUGAGUUGUAUGCACUAGAUCCUUCUGGCGCACUUGAAAGUGCAAGGAUCAAAGUAUAUGAUUUCCAAGAUGAUACUUGGAAAGUUGUGGUUGGAAAUGUUCCUAUACUAGAUUUUACGAAUUCAGAGUCUCCUUAUCUACUUGCCGGUUUACAGAGAAAGCUUCAUGUGCUCACCAAAGAUGUCAAUCACAAUAUCGUAGUCCUGUGGGCUGAUGUACAGAAACAUUUAUCUUCCUUAUCAUCAGCUUCAUCAUUUUCAUUACAUGACUCUUUAAAUGAAUGUGCUGAAUCAGCUGCAGAAUCAAAAACAGACCCUUGGAAGGUCAUUGCAACAAGGAGUGCUAGAGCUACUGAGCUUGUUAGUUGUCAGACCCUCGAAAUUUGAUGCUAUUGUGCACAGGAAGCUUCACUUCUUCGAUGAUCCUUUAAAUGUUUUAUAAUUUUUUGAUCAAUACAUAAAUAGUUUGGUUGAAUAUGAUAGUUAUUUUAUUUUGAUGGCAUUUUGUGAUAGAAUGUUUUUAUCUUAGGUUUGGUGAUUGAAAUAUUAUUUACUGUGUAUCAUAACAGUAGUAAUCUUUGUUUUCAGCAUCUAUUUGUGGCAACUAUAUAAGA